Manihot esculenta (cassava) is the source of this 1264-nucleotide messenger RNA. RefSeq names its product chaperone protein dnaJ C76, chloroplastic. Bases 67 to 957 code for a protein of 296 amino acids. The record is from RefSeq and is a predicted model, not a curated record. The transcript has 6 exons. NCBI's taxonomy places the organism in Eukaryota, Viridiplantae, Streptophyta, Magnoliopsida, Malpighiales, Euphorbiaceae.
UCUAACAACUAUGUUCUAGUUUUAACUUCAAUCUUCCUAUAAUGUUAAGCAAAAAAACCAGUGAAUAUGUCACUCUCUAUAGCUCCAGCUUAUCCAUUUUCUGUGAACAAAGCUUCCCAUGUUCAUGGUGGCUUCAAUCAAAACAACAGAUGGAGGCAGAGAUGCCCUGUAAUAAGAUGCCGUGUAAGAACAGACAGGAAUUACUAUGAGUUGCUGGGAGUUUCAGUUGAUUCAGACGCCAGAGAAAUCAAAGAGGCUUAUAGGAAGUUGCAGAAGAAGUAUCACCCUGAUAUUGCUGGCCAAAAGGGUCAUGAGUAUACUCUAUUGCUGAAUGAGGCUUAUAAGAUCCUGAUGCGAGAGGAUCUCAGGAGAGACUAUGAUGUUUCCAUUGGUCAAUUAAGAAUGCGGCAUGGAAGGAACAACAAUAAAAAUGUCAUGGGUUUCAGCUCCUGGAAAGGGCCAUUCAGACCCCAAGCUCUGUUUGUUGAUGAAAAUGCAUGCAUAGGCUGCAGAGAAUGUGUGCACAAUGCGAGUAAAACAUUCGUGAUGGAUGAAGCCAUUGGAUGUGCACGAGUCAAAGUUCAAUUUGGAGAUAGUGAUCAGAAUAUUCAGGUUUCGGUGGAUUCGUGCCCUGUGAACUGUAUUCACUGGGUUGACAAGGAAGAGUUGGCAGUGCUCGAGUUCUUGACUCAACCUAAACUCAAGGAAGGAUAUGGCGUAUUUGGACAAGGUUGGGAAAGACCAAGCAAUAUUUUUGCAGCAGCGAAGUCAUUCAAUAAACAGCUGAAACGACAGCCUGAGAAUUUUCGAAGUAAUGUGCAACGAGCAACUGUUGAAGAAGAGACCCCUGCUCAAGCUGAAGCUCGAGCCAAUGCUACCAUGAAAAUCAAGAUGGAGAAAUUCUCAACAAUCUGGAAUUUGGUGAAGAGAUUUCUUUGGUUUAAAAAUCAGGAGUAAAAAGUGAAUUAUGCAUACAAUAAAAAGGGCCUUUUCACCUUACAAGGAUCUAAGUUGCCAGCUACAAAUUAUUACAACAGAGUACCAUAGAUCACAAAGACAAUGCCCAGUUAUAGAAAACAAUUGAAAAGGUCAACAAAGAAUGCCAGACUCAGAAGAUCAUAUGAAAUCCCAGGAUCUACAUAUUCGGAAAAGAAAUUUUAGGUCCUAAUUAGGCACCAGCAGUAAUCUGCAUAUAAUGUUCAAGGGAAACAUCUAUCACUUGAUUUCUUCUAUAUGAUCAGAUCUCUUCUCAAGUAUAGUUCAA